Messenger RNA from Gastrolobium bilobum, 1036 nucleotides. RefSeq names its product molybdopterin synthase catalytic subunit. The transcript is spliced from 2 exons. The record is from RefSeq and is a predicted model, not a curated record. Gene Ontology annotation, cellular component: cytosol. Gene Ontology annotation, biological process: Mo-molybdopterin cofactor biosynthetic process. NCBI's taxonomy places the organism in Eukaryota, Viridiplantae, Streptophyta, Magnoliopsida, Fabales, Fabaceae. Bases 324 to 896 code for a protein of 190 amino acids. Gene Ontology annotation, molecular function: molybdopterin synthase activity.
AUCUCUAACGCAAUGUUUUCUAACUUCACUUCAGGGAAACAAAGCAGGACAAACAAAACCAGAAACCUGCCUAGAACUUUGGACCACCAUUCUUUCUUGCUGAGUUGCUGUUGCCGCUGCAAAGACUUUAUAUCAGGUCGUUUGAUGUUGACAUUAUAACUUAUUGCACAAGCUUCAUCGUGUCUUGCGCAACUAUGAGAGGCUGUGAUCAAUUUGAAGGAUGGACCAAUACACUUGUCUACUUUAAUCUUUGAGGGAAGAAAAGGCUCUAAUAACAGUGGAAUUUUGUUCCAUCAGCAUAUUAUUUGAACUUCUUGUAGAAAAUGGCUGCUGAAGAUGAUAAAAAUCUUGUUGAAAUCUUGGAAAACCUGGAUACAAUAGAUGUUGCUAAAUAUAUGAAUUUUGUCAGUGCCCCACAAGCUGGUGCUAUUGCUACAUUUUCAGGCACAACACGUGAUACCUUUGAAGGAAAAGCAGUCUUGGAGUUGAGAUAUGAAGCUUAUGUUCCAAUGGCAAUACGAUGUAUGAAGUCUGUCUGUUCAUCUGCUAGAGCAUCCUGGAAUCUGCAUUCCAUUGCUGUUGCUCAUCGUCUAGGCACAGUUCCUGUUGGAGAAGCGAGUGUUUUCAUCGCAGUGUCAUCUAUCCACAGGGCUGAUGCACUAGAGGCUUGUAGAUUUUUAAUAGAUGAGAUAAAAGCAACAGUUCCUAUUUGGAAAAAAGAAGUUUAUUCAAAUGGAGAGGUUUGGAAGGAGAACACUGAGUUCCUGGAGAGGAGGUCCAAGCUUGGUAACAAGGAUUUAGAUUGCUGUGGGAAAAAGACAGAAAUUAAGGAGCACAACAAAAAACUCUGCUGUGGGACUAAGGUUUGGGUUGAUGAUGGAGGUAACCAAGACUAAUGUAAAUGUUGGGGAUCAAAGAUACAAGAGGUGAUUGUGAUAAUUGAAUAAUAGUUUUCAGAAAAUCUCCCUUUUCCACCAUUCUCUUUUCUCAAUCUGUUAAUAAAACUAUUUGAUCUUUGAAUGAAUAAGCCUGCCCU